Molecule: messenger RNA, 1692 nt
Organism: Racocetra persica
Lineage: Eukaryota; Fungi; Glomeromycota; Glomeromycetes; Diversisporales; Gigasporaceae
Source: the annotation of a GenBank genome assembly
AUGAGCGCAGACACGAAGCAAGAAAGAGAAGUUUCUAUCAAAGCCGUACUCAGAAGCGAAUGUGACAAUUAUCUUUAUGAGUAUCUUAAUUUGAGAGUGGAACAAGCUUCCUUCACGAAAGAAAUUCAAGCAGAACAUAGUAGCUACUAUGUUUUAUUACAUAGACUUGAAAAUGAUCGCGAACUCGAGUUCAACGCAAAAAGCGCUUUGGACGCGUUUGAGACGGAAAAAAAAUCUUCAAAAGUGACUAAUUUUUGGAAGGAAGUUAAAAGAUUAGAAGAGGAAGAAAACGCAGUUCGUUCUGCCUCAUUAGGGCACCUCAACAUAUUUGGAAAAUCGCUUUCUCAAUAUGCAAAUGUACGGGAAACAACAAUUUUAUCAACUAAUUGUUGUAAGCUAGGAGAGCAACGAGAAUUACAGGAGUCAUCGCACGCAGAAUUUGAUAUAAUACGAACUGAAAAUCAUAACAUCUCAAUUGCUUCUUCGUCGCAAAAACCGGAAAAUCAGAACUAUUAUAAAGAGCAGAAAAAAUCUGACUAUAAUAAACUGUUAGUCGAUAAUAAUGAUACUAUAACAAAUGGCACAGAUAAUUAUUUGCAAAAGGCGGUGGAGUCUAUGAUUGGAAAAGUGGAAAGUGACGUGUUGAAAGUGGAUGAUGUCGAUCUGGAAGUAAUUUUCGAAAAAUACCGUGGUGAAUGUGACAAUGAAUUUGAUGAUAUUAUGGACAUGAGACCCACUUCACUAUUGACAAAGAUUAUUCCCGAAGUGACGUGGGAGAAAUUCAUCAGGGAUACAUAUCCUGACUAUGGACUACCAGAAAAAUGGGAAGAAUCAAUACUAAGUUUUUUCAAGCCAAAAGGUACUUUAGACGAAUGGGAGAAAGCCUGGCGCGGACUCUUUGAUGAAAAAGAAAGUAGCAGAGAUCUAUGGUGUAAUGUCGUUAUUGUAUUUAUCCUUUUUAGCAUUGAAACUUUUAAAGCACCAUUUAACAUACUAAAAUCUGGUGACCUGGAAGAAAACCAAUAUAAUUCCCAAUUUGUAAAUCCCAUUUUAAAAUGUACGCUCAAGGCUAUCUGUGAUAUGGAUUGGAGAAUUCUCGAAGUUCCAAUCAGAAGCAGUAAAUUUCGACGUAAUUCUAAUAUUAACCCAUUUGUUGACAGAGUUUUAAGCGCAAAACGUGCAGAUGGCCUGGCCCGUAUGUGGAAAAACCAGGAAGAAAUAUUUAUAUAUGAACAGACAGGACCGCAGGAUAUUGAUGAUGUUACCGAUUUUUACGUCCAUGAUUAUAAGUUGGUUCGAACCAUGCGUUAUGUGCUGAAUCAACGAAUAAUUCUUCGGCUCAAUAAUGGUAUAAAAGAUUACAAUAAUUUGGCAAGUUUUGGCGCUUUGGGUCAUCGCAAUGAAGUAUCUCUGCUUUGGUGCACGAUACACACCAAAUCAUAUUGUUUACGUGAAUACGAAAGUUUUUACAUACCUGCAAUAUGGGAAGAUCUUCCCGUUUUAUCAGAGGCAAUAAUAGCUUGCCUUAAAUUUUUUACCUUCAUAAAAUCAAACAUCGCAAAAAUCGAGUCACGUUCUGAUCCAAAAAUAAAAUUACUCUCCAAACGGAAAGUACAUAUCGUAACGCCAAAUCCGCAAACUCCCGAUCGAUCAAAAAAACAAAUUGAUAGAUCAAAAAAACAAAAGAAAUAA